AUGGUAAUUGUUUUGAGAUUUGUUGAUGUCCAAGGGUUUUUACGGGAGCACUUUUUUCAUAUUGUGCAUGUUAAGGACACCACUGCAUUAACUCUGAAGAAAGAGAUAUCCGAUAUCCUCUCUCGUUACAAUUUGAACAUUCACAACAUGCAAGGUCAAAGAUAUGAUGGUGCUAGCAAUAUGCGUGGUGCAUGGAAUGGAUUACAAGCCUUAUUUCUUAACGAUUGCCCGUAUGCUUAUUAUAUACAUUGUUUUGCCCACCGACUACAACUAGCAUUAGUUGUAGCUGCUGAAACUGAGAGCUCUAUCUGGUUAUUCUUUUCAAAGUUGACUUCCAUUGUCACUCUUGUUGAUGCUUCUCCAAAACGACAUACCGAGUUACAAUCUGCCCAAGCCAUUGAAAUUGAACAUAUGUUAGAUACCAGUGAACGUGAGACGGGUAUAGGGGCUAAUCAGAUUGGUACUUUGCAUCGAUCUGGAACAACUCAUUGGAGCUCUAAUUUUGAUUCUAUUUGCAACUUGAUUGACAUGUUUACUGCAACUAUUAAAGUUCUUGAAAUGAUGUUCGAGAAGGGAUCCUUUAACUCUAUACAUGGGGAAGCUAAAGGUGCUUUGCUUGCGAUAAAGACAUUUGAGUUCAUAUUUAUUUUGCAUUUGAUGCAUAGAAUUAUGGGAAUCACUAAUUUGCUUUGUCGAGCCUUGCAACACAAAUCUCUUGACAUCAUAAAUGCCAUGGACUUGGUCUCUACUACAAAAGCACUCCUUCACACCUUGAGAGAAGAAGGUUUUGACCCUCUUAUGAUGCAUGUGAAAUCAAUUUGCACACAGUAUGAUAUUGAUAUGCCCGACAUGAGUGCUCGUUACAAAACAGAUACGGGUCGUACUUGUCAGCAAAAGGAUGUCCUCACAGUUGAGCCUCAUUACCACAUUGAUAUAUUCAACGCCGUAAUAGAUUUUCAGUUGGCAGAGUUGAAUGACAGAUUCAACGAGGGGGUAGUGGAACUCCUUGUCCUUAGCUCGGCUUUAGAACCUAAGGAUGACUUUAAAUCAUUCAACGUUGAUUAUAUUUGCACUCUUGCCGAGAAAUUUUAUCCUGAUGAUUUCACAAAUCAGGAGAGACAUUAUUUGAGAUUACAGUUGGAACAUUAUAAGCUUGAUGUACCUCGUCAACAGAAAUUCCAAAAUAUGACCACCAUUUCUGAAUUAUGUCGAGGGUUAGUUGAGACAAAAAAGUCGGAGAGCUAUCAUUUAAUCGAAAAGUUGAUUCGCCUUGUUGCAACUCUUCCAGUUACCACAACAACAGCAGAAAGAGCAUUUUCAGCUAUGAAGCAUGUGAAAACUGAUCUGCCCAACAAAAUGAAGGAUGAUUUUCUAGCGGAUUCUAUGAUUAUGUACAUCGAAAGAGAUCUUGUUCAAGACAUCGACUCAUAUUCGAUAAUAGAUGAUUUUUAUUCUGUGAAACAUCGUAGGGUACAACUUCGAUAG
Molecule: messenger RNA, 1485 nt
Organism: Rhododendron vialii
Lineage: Eukaryota; Viridiplantae; Streptophyta; Magnoliopsida; Ericales; Ericaceae
Exons: 1
Coding region: 1-1485 (494 amino acids)
Molecular function (GO): protein dimerization activity
Source: RefSeq, a predicted model, not a curated record